Molecule: messenger RNA, 3969 nt
Organism: Drosophila grimshawi
Lineage: Eukaryota; Metazoa; Arthropoda; Insecta; Diptera; Drosophilidae
Gene: Pcl
Product: polycomb protein Pcl
Exons: 6
Coding region: 248-3670 (1140 amino acids)
Source: RefSeq, a predicted model, not a curated record
UGAAUUGAACGCAGGUCAUUCGUUAACACUGUGCAUAUGCUGAAAAAUGGCUGACACUUUUAAUUGCCGAAUCAAGUGAUUGUUUUAGUGCAUUUUGCUUAAUAUAAUGCUGAAAUAUGCACAAAACAACUUAAAUCUAAUAAACGAAUAUAAUUUAAUGCUAUGCUUAUUUAAUACAUGUGUUGAAACACACUAAAAGAAAAGACUGCGCACAAACGUAACACUGCACAAUAAUAAAGCAAUCCAAAUGAUGAACAACCAUUUUCACUUGCAACAAGCACAUGACCACCACAACAACAACACGCCACAAAAUGUGGCGCCGCAACUCAGCAACAACACGGUCGCAGCACCAGCCACAUAUAGUUAUUUAACGCAACCCACAACUGCCGCUGCACCAAACCCCCAACAAUGGUUGACCUAUCAAAUACUGCCAACGCCAUCGCCCACAUUGGCUGCAACUUAUGCCAAGCGUUAUUAUGCCACCGCCAAUCCGACAGGAGCAGCAACAACAACUGCAACUGCGACGCAUCCGAGCAGCAUACAAAUAACCAACAAUUAUGCACAGCCAACGCAGCAGACGCAAGCGAGUCAAUUUAAGACUAAUAACAUUAAUAAUAUACGCAUUAUAAGCACAGCGCCCAAUGUUUAUAGUCUGAAUAAAAGUGCUGAGCAGCUAAAUCAGCUUUAUGCCACGCCCACAUCAACAACAGCGGUUACAGCUGCCACAGAACUUUAUGCUCCCAUGGGUGCUUAUUAUACAGCGGCGGCGGCGCCACCACCAAAGCUGCAGCCACCGCCACUAGUGCCAGUGAGUAAAAACAACAGCGUUUCAGCGCUUCAAAGCAGCGCCGGCGCCGCCUCAUCCACUGUGGUGCUGGAUCGUAUUAAUAUAUGCAUAAAUAAUCAUUAUGCAGAACCAACUCUCUGCCAGCCUUCGCCAAUAAUACCCGCUAUACAGCAUAAGGCGCUGAUGCCGCCGCUCAUCGAUAGCAGCACAGCGGACAGCAGUUGCAGCAGUAGUAGCAGCAGCAGUAUUUGCUCAAACGGACGCAGCAAUAGCAGUAGUCUCGCUACAACUGCGAACACAUCAGCUGUCAUUGUCAUAGACGAGCCGGACUCCACAACCACAACAACAACACCGCACACGCCGCCCACAACACCAGAAACAUUGAGUUGUUCCCCCUUGAAGUCACCGGGCAGUCAGAGCAGCAAUAGCUGCGUGUUGUCACCAACGGCACAGUUGAAGCAGAGCUUCACCAAUGUCACCAAGAGCAUCGACGAGGCGGCAGCAGUUGAGGUGGCACUUGUGGCUGUUGUUGCCGCAGCACCGCCCACACCGCCGACACCCCCGCCACCACCACCGCCGCCGCCGGCACCCGCACCGGUUAGCUAUGCUCUGCAGGAGGAUGUCUUUGUCAAAUGCAAUGAUGGCCGCUUCUAUUUGGGCACCAUAAUAGCCAAAUCGGAGCAACAGUACCUCGUCCGCUUCGACGACAAAUCGGAGCAGUGGUGCGAGCUGGCGAAACUGCGCAAACUGGGCAACGAGCCGAGCAGCGACAAGAGCACUCAAAGUGGUCCCAUGUGCGUGGCCUGCAAGCAGGCCCAGCACGAGGAUAUUGUGGAGAUAUGCGAGCGUUGCGGUCGUGGAUAUCAUCGUGGUUGCACCACCGAAAUUGCCAGCGGCAUCUGGUGUUGCAAGCGUUGCGCCAAGCCAAUGAAAAUGCAGACGGCGCUCGAGGCAAAUAAACCGCAAGGCAUUUGCCGUCAGCUGCCAUAUCAUGUGGACAAGCUCAGCUGGGAUGAAAAGCAUCGCGUGAACGAAGAGCAAAUUUACUGCUAUUGCGGCAAGCCCGGGAAAUUCGAUCACAACAUGCUACAGUGCUGCAAGUGCAGAAACUGGUUUCACACCCAGUGCAUGCAGAACUUUAAGCGCAAGCUGCUGCGCGGCGACAUCUUCUUUGUGUUCUGCUGCACUGUUUGCAACGAUGGCGUUGAGUAUCUGCGUCGCCUGCAAAUUGAUUGGGUGGAUAUGCUGCAUAUUACGCUAUAUAAUCUGCGCAAGCAUCAGCACCAGAAGUAUCAUCAUUUAUUGAAGGACAUUUGGCCGUUUAUCCUGGAGCAGCGGCAUCAGCUGCCCAUUUGCGAGGAGUGGCGCCAGUUGCCGGAGACAACGCUGAUGGAGCGCAUUAAGCAAACGCUCAAGGAGUACUCGGAUCGUUUCAUCUGUGGCAGCGAGUUCAAACGUGCCCCUGCAUACUAUGCCCUGCGCCACAGCGGUCCGCCCCUCUCACCUCGUGUAUUCCUGCAGACGGAGGAGGUGCUUUGCGAUGAGCUGCUUGUCGAUAAAUUCAAACUGCUGCUGAUGCCUGAGGAGGAGCAGGCGGAGGUGUUGAAGACGCAGACAAAGACAACGCAAGAGGGCGUGGGAAAAAACACCAUCUCAACUAAGGACGUAUACGAGUUUCACACGGAUGAGGACGACGAGGAGGCGGCGGCCGAGGCAGAGGCUGAGGUGGAUACCAGCGAAGAUGAAAUACCCAUCAAACAAAUCAUGGAGAAGGUCAAGAAGCAAAACAGCAACAAGCAGCCACCAACAUCAAACGGAGAGCAGCAGCAGUUGAGCAUAAUGCCGGAACGCACGCCCGAUUUGGCCGAUGAUAAUGCCAACGAUGGUGAGCCGGGCAAGCUAAUGGCGCCUGCGCCUCCUCGCCUAGAUAUCUCCUCCAGCGCUAACUGCAAAGUGAACGGCAGCAGCAGCAGCAAUAGCCGGAAAAGAAAGGCAUUCCGUUUGUCAAAGCGCUACGACAACAGCCGUCACUGUGAUCUCUCCUCCGAUGAGAACUCGAGCAGCAGCCGUGGUACCAGCUCGCUGGAUCUCAUCAUACCGCCACCGGCCAAUUUUCUCGGCCGCAAUAAUCCCUUUCUAAUGGCCACGCCCAAGAAAUCAGCCCAGCAGCGCAACGGUGGAGUCGGCGGAGUUGGUGUUACAGGCAUUAUCAACAGCAUAUUCAAGCUAAAGCAUGUCAAGCAGUUGAACGGCAUGGAUCAGCUAACGAAGGCAACUGGCGGGGCCCAACAGCCGCGCAUGCUGCGCACCGUAAGGCGAAGACUGAGUGCCAAAGAUAUUACCAUUGGGCCCAAUCAGGAAGUGCGCAGACGUCGCACCCGACGCAUGACCACGGCCGUUGAGGUGAUCAACACCACAACAAUAAAUCCUAUACCCAGCCACUACUUUCCCAUAUAUGCCAAAGAUUUGCAGCCGCCGCCGCCAGUGCCACCGUUGCUGCUGCCACCAGAGAAGCCGACGCAUGGCCGUUUAUUACGGCAACGGCCGCAAAAGUCACGAGGCGGCACGCCGCCAAAUAGUCGACGCAACUCCACCAGCUCAACAGCCACCAAUGGCAGCAGCAGCAACAGCAGCGGCGGCGCUCAUCAUCACCCAAAUGGAGGUGGAGGAGGAAGUGGGCACCAUUCGAUGCUGGAUUUAAAGCAAUCCGUAAAUAAAUACUUUGGCGGCGCCAUGAAUCGCAUCGAUGCCGGCGAAUCCUUUGCUAUACGGGCCAAACGACGUAUGGGCAAUGGCCAUGUUCAGUAUUUGGUGGAGUGGGGUGGCGAUCCUCCUGCUACUGCGGCUGCAGCUGUCCCCCCAGUCACAACAAAUGGAAACUAAGCAUUUGGCACUUGAUGCGUUUAACAACUGAUUACUUAUUAUUAUUAUUAUUCUUUAUGGUAUUUUUUUAAUUUUUCAUUUAUGGUUUAAACCGAAAGUUUGCUGCCAGAUCUUUAGGCCCAAUUUUUUGUUUUUUUGUUAAUCUUUGAAAAAGCCACUGCCAAAUUAGCAAAAUGUUUUUGGCAUUUAAAAUAUGCAACAAUAAUAACAAGAAUAACAAAAAUGUAACUGAAUACAGGUUUUAAUUGUGCAAUGGCAGUUUAUUGUUGAAAUAAGUAAAAUAUAACUGAUGCAACAUU